UUAAGAACUCACAACGAAGAUAGAUUAUUGUUUUGAUUUUUCAAUUUCCAUAAUCUCUUGCUUCUUUUAUUAUCAUCGAUCAAAUUUCAUCUUAAUCCUAAAAUUUUCCCAAUUUGAUUUCAUUCCUUUUAUUUUGGGAUAAUUUACGGUUUUGGCAGGGGCGGAUUUAGAGGGGUCAAUGCUGUCAAUUGAUAAGUAAGGUGAUUCACUGGGUAGAGUGCUUGUCUUUUAAGUUUUAGUCACUUGGUUCAUGGUUCAAGCCUCCUUCUCUGCCCCAUCUUUAAUGGAAGAAGAGGUUCAAGCCGCCACCCGCGCUUUCCGCCAGCCACCUUCUCUUCCAUCGACUGCCGCCGCGCCAGGUGAAGUUAUGGAACCAAGAGUUGCUGUUUCAGAUAACAAUGAAAACAAUAAAGUCACAACCUCAAGCAGUCUGACAAGUGAUCAUGCUAUGAGGAGAAGAAUAUCCAAGAAGAGAGUUGAAUUGUUAUUGACCAAACCUUCUUAUACCCUCAAAGGUGGUUCAGUGAAUGUACAUCGCGAACAUCGUAUCAGGUUGCGGAACUUUCUUCGUAAAUUUGUGUUGCUGAACAAUUGGGUGGAUGCUAGUGGAGUACUUAGUGUAUUGUUGAAAGCCACUUGUAGAGAUAAAUCACCUCGGAACAAUCGUUUUAAGUAUUGGGUUGCGAUGGAGCUUCUUCGACAUAUGGACAAUGGUUCAAACAGGUACUCAUCUAGGAUUUGGCACAUGUACGAUACUUGGAAAGAAAAGAUAAAGUCUCACAAGAGCUGGACAUUGAAGGAUAGGUCAAUAAUUUUGGAGUUUAUUUUCUCAUGCCUUGCACGAAAUGAUCAUGAUCUUGCCCUAAGUAGCUUGCACAGUGUUAAGCAGGAAGAUGAAUCCUCAAGAGACCCAAACUCUAAUCUGGUGAUUGGCUUGGCCCAUUAUGAGUUAUGGAUUUCUAAUCUACCAAAAGAGAUGAAGCAGGAAAACUCUAAAGAGUCUUGCAUGCAAAUAAAGUCCGAGACAAUGUUAAACAACUCCGAUGAGGAAAGAGAAAAUGUGAAGGGAGAGGAUGCUGCGAGUAUCUUUGAGACCUUUUCAAACUUGCACUAUCAUUCAGAGGCAUCUGUCAUGAAUAACUUGAACGUCAAUCAAAGGCCUGAUGUUGAAGUAUCUGAGGCCAAGUCAAUUGAGCAUGAACAAGAGUUCCAGUUGCAGGAUUCUCUUAUGAUUUCUGCUAAAACGAGCAGUGAAAAGGAUGGCUCAAGGCUGAAUGAUUUCCAAAUUCAAUUUUCGUCUGCUUAUAAUUUGCAGAGCGUGCAAUCAUUGUUGCCCUUAAGGGUGUCUUCUUCAAAGAAUAUAAUGAACAUUCUCUCUUCUCUUAGACAAAGUUCUAGUGAUCAUUACAAGGAAGCUUUGAAGUUUUUAAAGAUUGCUCUAGAUUCUCCGCCUCCAAUCUCAGAAGCAGCACUACUUCCUUUGAUACAGCUGCUGCUUCUUGGUGGCUAUGCUAGUGAAACAGUUGAUGUUCUUGAGCAAUUUUGCAAUGAUUCAAGCUCAGUGCUUUCGUCUAAAUUGAAGGCUUAUAGUUGGGAAUUCUUUGAUCCAAACAAUUACAACAAGUUAUCCUUAUGUUUUGAGGAUGUAUUGAAGAAGGAUCCUACAUGUAAGCAUUCACUAGCAAAGCUCUUGGAGUUGCAUUACAAAGGAGUAUAUGAAACUGAACGUUUAGUGGAGAUGAUUGCUCUUCACUUGGAAGCUAUUCGUGGAGAUCACAGUUUAUGGAGGGAAUUUGCUUUGUGUUUGCUUAAACUUACCGAAUGUGAAGAAGACAGAAUUUCCAUGUGUGUGGAUGGGGAACAAGUUAAGUGUGAACAUAUGCAUACUAUUCGUUACUCUAGGACACCCAUCUCAUUUGUCGAGGGUAUGUCAGGAAAGACAUGGAAAUUCCGCUGCAAAUGGUGGUUGGAUCGUCAUUUUAAUAAGCAGACACUGGAAUCAGAAAUGGCAGCAGGUGAGUCGAAGCUCAUGUCAUACAAGGCAGCUUGUGCAUCUCAUCUUUACGGGAAGGAGCUAGAAUAUGUCGCAAGGGUUACUUCAUAUUUAAAAAAGCACGAUACGAUGCUAUUGUCGUAUUUGGAGAACCACAUGCAGAUUACUGUCGGUUUUUUCUCUUAUUUAGUCGAGAAAAGAUCGUAACUGGGCGGCUGACAUAUGCAGGAAGCUGACAGAUGAUUCCGAUGAGCCAUGGUUAACGAAUGUAACAACUUAUGUGCUCGUCUAAUUGUGUGAUUACAAAUUUUGAUGUACAUCUUGAGAAAUUACAUAAUUUUAUUAAUUAAUGUCUCUUCUUUUAAUAAAAGAAAUAAGUGGAGUAUAAUGUUUUCACUUUUUAAGUUUGUUCUUUGAUUUUCAUAUAAAUUUAGGUUUAGAAGUAUUAUUUGAAAAUUGAAAUAUGUGGAAUAAAAGAUAAAUUAAAUGUAUUUAUUAGAAUUAAAGGAGUGUUUGGUUAUUUUAAAAAAAGAAAAUAUAGGACGGAAAUAGAAGUUAUGGCAAAAUCAAUACUCUAUUCCUAGUAGAUUGAUAUAUAUUGAUAUACUAUUCUUUUUGUCUUUCUUUUACAUUAUUACUUUUUGGGAAAUCUUACAUUGUAGCAUCAAACUUUCAUGAAACGUCAGUGGUAAUAUUUUUGUAAGAUUUUUUUCAUAUGGUAGCACCUAGUCUAUGCCUUAUUUAACUGUCGUAGCAUUUGUUGUUAAAUUCUAGUCAAUUUCCUUUUAAUUCACCAUUUUGACGUUUGAUUCACCGUUUUAUUCAUCA
Messenger RNA from Amaranthus tricolor (Joseph's coat), 2821 nucleotides. RefSeq lists its product as uncharacterized. Gene Ontology annotation, biological process: transcription by RNA polymerase I. The record is from RefSeq and is a predicted model, not a curated record. The coding region runs from base 251 to 2200 and encodes 649 amino acids. NCBI's taxonomy places the organism in Eukaryota, Viridiplantae, Streptophyta, Magnoliopsida, Caryophyllales, Amaranthaceae. Gene Ontology annotation, cellular component: RNA polymerase I transcription regulator complex. The transcript is spliced from 10 exons.